Molecule: messenger RNA, 1016 nt
Organism: Triticum urartu
Lineage: Eukaryota; Viridiplantae; Streptophyta; Magnoliopsida; Poales; Poaceae
Source: RefSeq, a predicted model, not a curated record
UCUUUACCUCAUCCAAACUCACCAGUGUUUCUUCUACUAGGCAGCAGCAGCAGGAGGGUUCUUCCAUCAUGGGUUCUCGGCUGGUUCUUUUCGGUGCUCUCGCUCUGCUCCUGGCCGGCAGCUUCGGUGCGGCCCAGGCGGCGCCGGCCGUAGUGGUUGGCUCCGUCAAGUGCCUGGAUUGCUCCCCCGACGACGUCAGUGCUGAAGAUGCCCUCAAAGGGCUCCAGGUAGCCAUCAAGUGCAGGUCCGGCGCCGGCGAGACCUACGAGACGCAGACGGUCGGGCAGCUCGACGACAAGGGCGCCUUCAGCAUCCCCCUCCAGGCAGGCCUCCUGCGCGAAGACGGCGAGCUGGACCGCGACUGCUUCGCCCAGCUCCACAGCGCGCCCGACACGCCGUGCGACGGGCCGGCGCCGCCCAGGAUCGCCCCAGCCAAGUCCACCACCCAAGGUGUCGCCGACGCCGCCAACACCUACCUCGCGGUCGCCGAGGACACGGUUUUCUCGCCGGUCGCGUGCGCGUGCAAGAAGAAGAAGAAGCACUUCAUGGUCGGCCCGCCGCCGCCGCCCCCGCCGAGGCCGGAGCCCUCAUACGGUACCCCGACGCCGACGCCGACGCCCACUCCCACGCCGUCCUACGGUCCUCCUUCGACGCCCAAGCCGCCCGCGCCCGAGGACGACCCGAAGCCGUUCUUCCACAAGCACCCCAAGAUGAAGAAGAUGAUGCACAAGAAGAAGCCGUGCCCGCCGCUCGGGGAGGAGGACAAGCCCAAGAACUGACCUGCCCUGCCGCGACACAUGCAGCGGCGGCUCGCUCACUUGCCCAUGGAGUGGCAUUACAGCAAGGAGGGGGCGUCACGCGCUACGACAUUUGGAGAUCGAUAUGUUUGUGUUGUUUGUUGAUUCAGUUGUCAUGUUGCUUGUUGGUUGUUUUGUUUAGUUCCGCCAUCGUGCUGGCAUUGGUGUUUUAGUUCGCUGCUCGUUCGUGGAAUAAAGAAAAUGGUAUCAUCUGUGGCA